AUAAAACUUCCUUUUUCAGUUUUCCGGGCUCUGAAUUUAUCUCACAAUACAUGUUGACAUGGAUCCCACUUCUUGCUCUAUUCUUCCCGAAGGCAAGGACUACCACAUAUUCCUCUGUUACAACAUCGCCGACGAGGAGUUUGUGGAUGCGUUGAUCGAGUAUCUGGAGUCUCCUGAGAUUGGACUGAAAUGUGUAGAUCAUAGGAGGGACUUUCAUGCAGGAAAGCAAGUAAUUACGAAUAUACAGGACUUUAUUGCCAGGUCUUGGAAAUGUGCGCUCAUCAUGACUCCAGCCUUCGUGACAAGUGGGUGGUGUGCAUUCGAGACGGACAUAAUGGUCAACAUGUCUCUUGAGGAAAAGCGAGAAAGCGUCAUCCCAGUUUUGCUGAAACCUUGCAAAAUACCUCAAGCCGUGGGGAUCUUGACAUACAUCGACGUGAGUCAGUCCCCAAGAUGGAGGGAACGACUUGUAGAUGCCAUCAGACGAACAGAAAUGCACCCUUCGUGGGCGAUACUCCCUCAGGAAAGAGGGAUCAACAUCCGCAGCAUUAUCAGAUGUACUUAUUUCCUGUAUGAUGGCAAGACAGUAUGUGAGUACUGCUGUCUUCUGUCUGAUGGAGGUCUGUCUAACCAGCCACCAUCCCAACCUCAUCAUCAAUCAGACAUGAGACUCAAGACCUACAGGGGUGUUGUGGGGUCACGGACGCUGAUAGCAGGGGCGUGUACUACUGGGAGAACAAGCUGGAGGUCGACCUGGAGAAGGAACUGGACGGCCGGCAGUCGGUGUUUGAGGUGGCCCUGUCUAGAGAUGGCGUGUUUGAUGACAGCCAGGAAGGAUCCGCUGCAAGCUGUGUCGUCAGCAUCCGUGCAUAUCAAUGUGUGACGCAUAAAGGUGUUUGUCUUUCUACAGCAAGAUAUACAUCUCUUGUAUAUCAUGGGCUCCUUACACAGAAUUAGCGAGGGAAGUGGCCGACCAUAGAACUGGGCUUCCUUCUGGACACCUUCAGGCAGAGGCUGACAGUUUAUGACGUCACAAAGAAGGGGGAGAUAACCAGUGUGGACCAGAUCGGGGACGUGGAAGAGUUCACUCCCCAGUUCGCUGUGUUUGCUCCUAAGAAUGGAACUGUAAAGUUGGCAUUGAUCACUGGCGUAGGGUUAAAAAUGUCCGAUAAAACCACAGCAAUGUUGAAGAAGGACAUCGAGGAACUAAAUCAUUGAUGGCUGUCACUAAUCCUUCACACACACACACACACAGACAGAGAGAGAGAGAGAGAG
Molecule: messenger RNA, 1275 nt
Organism: Haliotis rubra (blacklip abalone)
Lineage: Eukaryota; Metazoa; Mollusca; Gastropoda; Lepetellida; Haliotidae
Exons: 3
Coding region: 59-883 (274 amino acids)
Biological process (GO): signal transduction
Source: RefSeq, a predicted model, not a curated record